AAGCAAGGGGCGCUCUCUUCCACUCCUUUGUCCUACAGUUUUCACCUUGAAAAAGGAAUGCCCUUGUGUUUGUCCUCAAGGAACGCCCUCCUCUACACCGGUAUUGUAUGUUCUCUUCUCUGUCGUUAACACCAUGGGGAAAACCUAGAAAUAUCGCUAACAUAGUGGCUGCCUCCCCCGCGGCGGAACUCCGACGCUCUUCAUAAAGGUUAAAGGGUUUGUUUUGUGCCCUGUUCAGUGAGUUGCCAGUGACAAUGAAAGGUUGGAAUCAAAGCAGCAAGAAGAAGCGCAACGGGAAAGGGAAAGGGAAAGGGAAAGGGAACCGCAACAGCAACAGCGACGGUGAAGGAAGCAAGAUUAAGCAGAGCGCAUGUAUAUGCCUGUUGUUUGAAUUGCCGCUGCAAAAGCGUAUUAAUGUGUUGGCCAUUGAUACAAGUGAAGAACUUCGUAUUUUUCCACUAAGCCCACUGAAACAUACCAGUACAACAUCGCGAGUUGGUUUUGCCUCACUAGGGUCUAAAAUUUAUGUACUUGGUGGUGAAAUUGAUUGGGAAACUGGAAAUUACCCCAGGGAAGUAUAUAUUUGGGAUUUCAAUUGCAAUGAGAAACAGUGGAAGAAGGGUCCUCCGUUGAACGCCAAGAAGCCAAAUCCGGUUGUUGUUACUGUGAAUAAAAAAAUAUAUGCCCUUGCCGGCAAUUCCAUAUUUGACUCUGGAAAAACUAAGACAAUAUGCCAUGUGUUCGAGGUCCUUGAUCCAGAACUUGGCAAUGUUUGGACCCCUCUGCCCAAUCCUCCAUUCCAUUCCUUAUAUAAGAAGUCUUCCGGCGUGCAAUUUCGCUGGCACACAGUCAUUGGCAUUAAUAUUUAUGUGUUAUUACUUCACUCAUAUAAUGGUGUUACUUUGUAUUCCUUUAAUGUUAUUGAAAACGAAUGGAAGAUGCACAAUGGCGGUGACAGUAGUGGCGCUGCCGGUGCUGGAUCAGAUGAUAUGAUACUUCAUAAUUUAAGUGUAGGCCCAUGGUUCUUUGAGGCUGAGGUUGUAGACUAUCUGUUGUAUCAGACUAUCUUUGAUCAACCUGGAAAGAUCAUGAAGGUGUAUGCGUAUGAUUUAACUGCAGGAAAGGAGGAUGAAGAACAAGGGACUGAAGAAGAAGCCGAAACAUUUGAUGAUGAUCCUCUUCCAGAUGAUGAUAGUUUGGUUACAGUCCCAAUAUUUGGGUUGAACCAUGUAACCGAUACAGUCACUGCUUCAAAGUCGACUGUGGGGUUUGUGGUUCAUCUUAGGAACAAUGUGUAUUGCCUAGUUUGCAUCUACACAUCUCGCAAUGCCGGAGGACGUGCUCGUCAUGUUCGGGCAUGCGUAUUUGAAGUUGACUCAGUUGAAUUGUUAGAAGGGACUGAGUUUACAAAACGCUAUCUUGUAGCAGAAAAUGUGACACAAGCUGACUGGAUCAUCGACCCAGGCCCAAAGUUGGGAAUGUUUUCAGCAAGGUGCAAAAUUCCGAACAAAGGGCAUCAGAUCUAUUUUCGACGACCACAAUUUCAACAUGAAGGAAAACCAAAUUCUUAUCAAGAUGGUGUAGCUGGUAAAGUUAUUCAAAAAGGAAAAGGUAAUCUUGUUCGAGAAAUUAAUACACAGAUGAUCAGGGGAGGCUAGUUAAUCAACACGCUGUAGCAGGUAUGGGAGGAACUGCAUUUCCAUUCACACAUGCCCACAUUGAGUGAGAGAGAGAGAGAGAGAGAGCAUUAGCAUAAUGGUGGUAAACUCAUUUAUGAUAUAAAAAAGCUCACAAUUUCAGUUUCUGUUUAGCUGUUUUAAGUUAAAACUUCCUUGGUCUAGUUACUUCAAUUCACAUUUGUUGGCAUUUUCUUUUGCGGAAUGAUUGAUAUGAAUGUGUCAAGCCAUAAGAAUGGCUUUUUUUUGUUUUGCUUUGUUUCUACAUAUGGUAAUUGGCAUCUAUAGACAAUUGUUUGACUAAAA
Molecule: messenger RNA, 1982 nt
Organism: Camellia sinensis
Lineage: Eukaryota; Viridiplantae; Streptophyta; Magnoliopsida; Ericales; Theaceae
Source: RefSeq, a predicted model, not a curated record